Bradysia coprophila is the source of this 2680-nucleotide messenger RNA. RefSeq names its product cap-specific mRNA (nucleoside-2'-O-)-methyltransferase 1-like. Gene Ontology annotation, biological process: methylation; 7-methylguanosine mRNA capping. Gene Ontology annotation, molecular function: methyltransferase cap1 activity. Lineage: Eukaryota; Metazoa; Arthropoda; Insecta; Diptera; Sciaridae. Gene Ontology annotation, cellular component: cytoplasm; nucleus. The record is from RefSeq and is a predicted model, not a curated record.
AUUUUGUUGACAGCAAAUUUUGCUCUUUUGUCAACUUUAUCAAUGACAACAAUUUUUAUGCAACCAUUGCAGCCCAAAAACUAUCUCGAUGUUUCUCGGAAAAUAAUACAACCAACACCAUUGGCACCCAAGUAUCACAAUUGUUUCCAAGAAGUAUAGUUGUCUUAAUAAAAGAAUUGUUGCUGGGUAACAACACAACUGUAGCGUCAUGUCAUCGGAAAAGAAAUCGGAAAGUCCGAAUGAAGACACCAUUUCCGAAUUAACAGCACUCACUUCUGAAUUAGAUCUAUCGAACGCAGUUACAACUGAGGCAACCGUUGAGAGUGGAUCAAUCCAACCUAAGUCGGAAAAAUCCAUAGAGGAGCUGUUGCUUGAGUCGUAUGAGUGCCUGGAAAAUAAGCGUCACGGUCGUUUAGAUCGGAAUGUAUUAUCGUCUUGGACGAUUUUCGGUGAACGGAAGAUUGGCUUCGAUGAGACGACGAAAUUUGCUGACAAAGAAAUUGUUCAAAAAUUGUACUCCGCCUACCUAGAAUACGAAUUGUUUUCCGAAUCGGAACGACGAACCAAAAAGCAAAGAGUAAAUCCACUCGAAGAGGUCAAGAAAGCCUUUCUGCUGAAUCGUGCCGCCGUUAAGUUUGCAAACAUUGACUCGCUACUGGGCUACAUGUUUUCCAAUCCAGUGGACAAAUUGGGCCGCUCAAUAAUUGAACCGAAUGAGCUCAUGUACUUUGUUGAUAUUUGGGGCGGACCGGGUGGAUUUGCGGAUUAUUUACUGUGGCGAAGAGACUGGCAAACUAAGGGUUUUGGUAUUCCCAUGAAAAACGGUUUUUAUGGCACAAACCGGUUUACAGUUGGUGGCGAACGGUUCACCAUAUUCAAAGGUGCCAAACGUGAUGGUGACAUCACCAACGAAGAGAAUAUUACCUCGAUUGUACGAUACGUGAAACAACACAUUUCCUUGGGCGUACACAUUGCUGUUGCUGAUGGCGCCUACGACGUGGAAAACCAGAAAUACGGAAAGGAAACCAUUUUUAAACGGAUGUACCUAAGCGAAGCGAUUCUGGCACUUUCGUUGCUUCGGCAAAAUGGACAUUUUAUUAUGAAACUGUUCGAUGUAUUGAUGCCAUUUACCGUUGGUCUAAUUUACCUGCUGCAUAAGUGCUUCGCCCAAGUCAUUUUGUUGAAACCGAAAUCUUCGAGGCCAUCGAGUGCAGAACGUUAUCUCAUCUGCAAGUGGAAGUUCCACGAUACGACGAACAUUCGAAUGUACCUGGAAGAGGUGAAUGUUAAACUCAACAACACUGAAGACUUGGAUGUGAUAAGCUUGGUGCCAGAAGAGAUCCUGCUCAAUGACAUCGAGUUUUUCAAUUUCGUGUACAAAAGUAACAACUCACUUGCCGAGAUUCAGACAGAGUCAAUGCUUCAGAUGACGCGCGGUGGUUCCGCUUGUUCGUCAGAUCCAUCUCUGGUCCAAACAUGCCUCGAAUACUGGAAUGUCGUACCGAAGACUGACGUCAUUUUUGAUUGCACCAUUGGCGAAUGGGCGAAAUUCGUCAACUUUCCAGAGAAUUUGUUAAGUCCGUUGCUGCCACUGUGUGAAUCGUUUGGGCUACCAGGUGGCAAGUUAGGAAACGAGUGGCACUGUAUUCGUAUUGAGAACGUCAGUACCGACAGGCGAACAUUUUUCUCAACCAAUAGCUCAACUGAUGUCAAGAUGUGGGAUCCAAUUUCAACGGAAUGGAUAAACGCACCGCCAAAUUUUGGUUUGAAAUUUCCGACGAAUACAUUCUUGUACGGAGAAAUUGCCUGUAAUCACGUUCAGAAUGCCAACUCCAAUGGUAAAUCGUCGGAUGGCUUCCACAUAAUAGAUGGUUUAGUCUUGAAUGGUCAGGAUAUACGAGGUCAUCCGUAUUUGGUGCGACUGGAAUUGUGUAAAAAAUUCGCCGAUGCCAUUAACAAUUCAUCGUCCUUCAUUCGAAUCGAAAAUGGGGAGAGUAUAAGAACAGCGUCGAUCAAUUGUAAAGAAACAUUUUUGCUGAAGGAUCUCGUUCCCGAAAUGGAAAAAUUUCGUGGAUCAUGGAAAUCGAUCCAAUCAGGUUCGAAAGUUCUGGGACAUUCCUUGCAAACGUUUAUCGGACCUAAACGUUUUCACGCGGUGAAUGGCCUGUUGUUUCUUCGAAAUUUUCCAAAUGUAAGAGAUGAAACAAAUUUUAACGAAACGUUCCGCAGUAGACAACUGUGGAACUGGUCCAGAUCUGACACUUUGGAUACGGUUGAUAUUGCGAAAACUCCGGACGACGGAAAUGUUUAUCUGUCGCACUUCUGUGAAUAUAUGAAUCGGCAAGUGAAUUGUGGUGCCCUAAAUUGGAGAGACAAAAACCGACCGCAAAAUCCAUCAAGAUAUUCGAAUAACAGGGGUAGAAGCGGAGCCAGAGGCAGAACAGGCUUUAAGAAAUAGUCGCUCAUUGCUGCGUUCAAGUGAGUAAGGACUUUAUGUUUUUUGUUCGUUAUUUGCAUAAAUUCAAAUUAUAAUUAUUAUACCAAGAGGUUGCAACACGGUUGCAUUUAUUUUAUUGUGAGAAAAGAAAAAUCAAAGAUUUUGGCCUUUGGCUGCCUGUUUUUAUAAUAAAGCCAAACUUUUAUACAAGAUUUACGAAAAUAUAAUUGGAUGUUAUCGCUC